ACUUUGCGCCAAAAAAGAGCGAUUUCAGCUCAAUCGAAAAUCAAGUCCCUCUGACGUAGUCAGUUAAGGAAAAUUGUAUCAACAUGCGUGUGACCGGCAAGUUCCUCAAGGAUCAUCUGGGGAAAAGAGUUUCCAUCAUCGGGAAAAUCUUGGAGGCCAACGGCACCAAAUGCAAGCUAGAGUCGGCUUGCGGUAUGACGGUGAAAAUCAAUUUCAAUGAGGAGCCGGAAAACUCUUUGGUGAACCAGGUCGUCGAGAUUAUUGGUGUUAUCAAGGCGGCCGACACCAUCGCGGUGGAUGAAUUUCUCGAGUUCCCCCUGGAGUUUACUCAAGACUAUGACAAAGCGACUCAUUCCGUAGCCGUCGACAUUGAGCAACAGUACGGGAGUAAAUUCUGGGCGGACGUAGCCUUCGCCGAGGCUGAAGCCGUAACCAAAUAGAGUGAGGAAACUCAAGUGAGGGUAAAAUGUAAAUAAAUAAAAUGUGUUUUUAUCUCGUGA
Messenger RNA from Galendromus occidentalis (western predatory mite), 500 nucleotides. It is a transcript of the gene RPA3, whose product is annotated as Replication protein A3. The record is from RefSeq and is a predicted model, not a curated record. The transcript is spliced from 4 exons. The coding region runs from base 84 to 440 and encodes 118 amino acids. NCBI's taxonomy places the organism in Eukaryota, Metazoa, Arthropoda, Arachnida, Mesostigmata, Phytoseiidae. Gene Ontology annotation, biological process: DNA repair; DNA replication; DNA recombination. Gene Ontology annotation, molecular function: DNA binding. Gene Ontology annotation, cellular component: nucleus.